AUGAAUUCGGCUACUCGAAGUUCACUUGUAUUAUUUUUGCUGCUUAUUGUUUUAAUCAAUGCUGAUAUUGCGCCAUUGGAUACGAAAUACGAUGAGCAGUGUCAGUCUCUUCAUUGUAAUACAUCGACUGAGAUCUGUCGUUUGAAUCCAAAAUGUGAUGGAAGUCAAAAUGAUCUAUUACUAAAAUGUGUUUAUUGUGCUUUAAAAAAUCAGUCGACAUUCUUUUCUCAACAAUUACCGUUAGCUCCGCGUCUAUUGGCUAAGUCAGGUGAGUCAAAGCUGAAUACUCAAAAUGGCAAUUUAAAAUCGAAUUCAACAUCGAAAGGUUCGCCUUACGAUGAAUAUUACGAAUAUGACGAAGAUGACCCAUUAGAUAAAAAUGAAUUUGUUGAUGCAGAUGAUUAUACGAAUGAAUAUGCUGAACCAUACGAUCCAAUCAUGAAUCGAUCACAAACCAUACGUAAAUCAGGCAUUUGUCCGAAACUAGUACUAACCGAUGUUAAAUGUGACACAGAAAAAAUUAUUCAACCUGAUUGUCGAUUCGAUACUGAUUGUCCGGGCGAACUGAAGUGUUGUGAAGCUCCAUGUGGAAAACGCGUUUGCAAAACAUCCAUUAAAACAAAAGUAUCAGUAUGUCCAACAUCAUUUCAAUGUACUCUUAAUUGUCCUCUUGGCUAUCGAACUGAUUCAAAUGGUUGUCUUAAAUGCGAAUGUCAAUCGUGUCCAUCAAUGGAACAAUGUAAUAAAAAUUGUCCUAGUGGCUAUUUAAAAGAUCUAUUCGGUUGUGACGUAUGCGAAUGUAAUGAUCGAUGUCCACCAUUCUUGUGCACAAUUCUUUGUCCGUCUGGUGUUGGUUUUGCACAAUCGGAAAAUGGUUGUCCAUUAUGUCAAUGUGCGAUAUCAAGGUCUAAGCCAAUUGAACACACAUCCUCAUGUCAAGAAGGUGUUCAUUGUCCACCAGGCUUCCGGUGUCUAACUGACGCACACAGCGUGCCAAUGUGCCAAGCAGUAAAAAGCAUAAUACGUGCUGUUUGCAACUUUUCAAUGAAUAAAUUUACGAAAUUUAUUUCGACGAGCUUACUGCUCUGCCUUAUCAUAUGCCAGGUUUACAGUGACUCAGAACCAGUAGCCGAUGUACCAAUAGAUAAUACUGAUUGUCAAAGUGAUUUGGCAACCAAUUGCGACCUACAAUGUUCAAAUGGAAAUUAUUUACUUGAUGCUAGUGGAUGUCCUACAUGCGCAUGUGCAUCCAACGAAGGCAAACAAUUAACAUCGUGUCCAGAAAUAAAAUGCCGCGCAAAUUGUGGUGACUCUGGUUAUCAAUUAGAUGAAAACGGUUGUCAGACAUGUAAAUGUGCAAAGAAAGAAAGUGUACAAUGUUCAAGAGUUAUGUGCCGUAUGUUUUGUCAAAAUGGAUUUAAACGUGAUGAAAACGGAUGCGAAUAUUGCGCAUGUAAUGAAUCACCAGAAGCAUGUCCAUUGAUGAAAUGUUCCAGCGUGUGUAAAAAUGGUUUUCGAAAAGAUUAUAGUGGUUGCCAAACUUGCGACUGUAAUUAUGAACAAGAAAAACCUCAAGAUAACUGUACACCAGUAGAAUGUGAUUUACGAUGUAAAUAUGGCUUUCAACGUGAUCAAUCUGGAUGUAAGAUAUGUGCUUGUAAUCGCUGUCCAAUGCGAAGCUGCCGCAUGUUCUGCAUGUAUGGUUUUCGACGAAAUGAAGACGGAUGCGACGUUUGCGAAUGUGAUUGGACGCCUGUUUCAGAAAAAAUUCAAUGUAGCGAAAGAAUUCCAUGUCCAGAUCAACGUGUUUGCAAUAUGCAAUUGAGAUUAUGUGAAAAGGUCGAUCCAGACAAUGUUAAUUGGUUUCUGUAUGAUUUUGAAAUUCAAAGUGAUAUCUUUAAUGAUCGCAUGUUUGUUCAAACAUUUAAGAGUGGUUUCAUUAGUAAUGUUGCAAAGAGAUAUGGUUUAGAACCAGCACAAAUAUCUGUUUCUUCCGUUGAACAACACGGUUUAACAUCAUUUCAAAUCAUGCCAUUUUAUGCUGAAAAUAUCGAAGAUUUUCAAAACAAAAUGGAUCAAAUUGAUGCUGAUUUGAAUUCUCAUGAUUUCCGUUCAGUUUUACCAGGCGUCGUACAAGUCAUCGACGACAAUGAUCAUAAACACCCGAAUAAAUCUACUUUUGGUGUAUUCUGUGGAAAAUUGAAACAUUUCCUACGUAUGAGCAUCAGAUCUUUGAUUAUUAUGCUCAUUUUUCUACUUAUUGCUACUGGAUUUAUCGUUUUCAUUAUGCGUCUCAAUGCUUGCCGUCGACACUUCAACAACUCGAAUCGUUCGGAUUCAAAAUCACCUAUUUACGAUUCAAGCUAUCAUCCAGCACCAACAGAAGACGAACUUUAUCAUGCUGUAAAAGGUGAUGAUGGCGCAACAUAUGUUGCCGUUGACACACAUGACAAAAAUCUAUCGAAAGACAAACAAGUUUACGUUUAA
Messenger RNA from Rotaria socialis, 2487 nucleotides. The record is from the annotation of a GenBank genome assembly. NCBI's taxonomy places the organism in Eukaryota, Metazoa, Rotifera, Eurotatoria, Philodinida, Philodinidae.